AUGAAGACCUCAACAGGAUUUGCCUCGGCUAUGGUGUUGGGACUACUAUUCUGUCCGUUGAGGAGCGCAGUCGUAGGUGGCUUCCAGGGCGCCUUUCCACACCCAUACAAAUACAUCUCCAGCCCCAACGAGUCGGAGCGCUCACCGCAGCAGCCACCACAGAACGGAUUUGUCUCCCGCCAAAUGGGGCCAGUAACGGCCGCGGACGAGGUUCUGGAAUCCAGCCAAGAAGCCCUACACGUCACGGAGCGCCGGUACCUCAAACUGGACUGGUGCAAGACGCAGCCGCUGAAACAGGCGAUUCACGAAGAAGGAUGCCUCAGCCGCACUAUAAUCAAUCGCUUCUGUUACGGGCAGUGUAACUCCUUCUACAUCCCCCGACACAUCUACCAAGAUGACGGGGCUUUCCAAUCGUGUUCCACCUGUAAGCCGAAAACAUUCACUACCGUCACCUACACCCUCAUCUGUCCUGGCCAGUCACCCAGCACCCAGAAGAAACGCGUGAAGCGCGUAAAGACGUGCCACUGCGCUUCCAUAGACCUGGAUUAG
This is a messenger RNA of Coregonus sp. 'balchen', 549 nucleotides long. NCBI's taxonomy places the organism in Eukaryota, Metazoa, Chordata, Actinopteri, Salmoniformes, Salmonidae. The record is from the annotation of a GenBank genome assembly.